Messenger RNA from Armigeres subalbatus, 4752 nucleotides. RefSeq lists its product as uncharacterized. Bases 1 to 3531 code for a protein of 1176 amino acids. Gene Ontology annotation, molecular function: phosphotyrosine residue binding. The transcript is spliced from 9 exons. NCBI's taxonomy places the organism in Eukaryota, Metazoa, Arthropoda, Insecta, Diptera, Culicidae. The record is from RefSeq and is a predicted model, not a curated record.
AUGAAUGACCUGUGCGUUAUGCUGCUCUCAUUCGCCGACGAUUUGAAGUUUUUUCGCGUCGUAGAAUUCCCUGAUGACUGCACCGCCCUGCAGGAAGAUAUCAACAACAUGAUGAUCUGGUGCAGCGAUAAUGGCAUGCGCGUGAACAACAAUAAGUGCAAAGUCAUAUCGUUCACUCGUUCCAAGAACCCAGUACACCACCAAUACAUUUUAGGAACGGAAAUAUUGCAACGAGUUACUUCCAUCUGCGAUCUUGGAGUCAUCAUCGACAGUAAACUUCAAUUCAAGGAGCAUAUUUCCGUCUGUGAUGACUACAGCUUACCGAUAGACUUUGUCAAAAAGAGACCGUCCAGUUUCGAUCCCUGCCUAGCCGAGCGUUUGCCAGACAAUUGGGCAUCACCCAGUCCUCAAUCGGAGCACGUUUCGUUUCUAGAACCAUUAAUUCUACAACAACCCUUGUCAGCAGUUCCGACCAACAGUUUGGGACCGGUAUCAGUCGGUGUUGCCACUGGCGUCGGUGUAUUGGGGACUGGUACCCUUGAGCAAAAACAUCAGCACCAACCGCAGCUACAACCCUCAACGAAUCUACCACCAUCCUUUUUGGCGGCAGUUACCGAGAAUGCUGCGCAUACAAUAGCAAUUAAAACUGUUGAGGAGAUUUUCGACACACGGCGAAGCUACAAACGAAGCACCGGGCGAUCGAAACAACGGCAACCAAGAAGACCGAAUAGCACCUGUGAGGUCAAAUACAUCAACGAGAAUUUCAGUUCUGGAUCAUCUGCACCUAUAACAUCUGAAGAUGAAGAUAACGACGAAGAAGAGGACGAGUUGAACAAAAUUCCUGAACUCAACUCUCCCGACAGUAUCUCUGAAGAUUUAGUGAAUCCACUUCCGACACGCCAGAGUCCCAUCAAAACAACCGGCCCAGACACUGCGAAACGAAAUCCGUCUCCCUAUUAUUACUCGGACUUACUCAAAAACAAAACUCAACAAGAACAACAGGUUGGCAACGAACUACCCCAACCUGUGCCAACUGAAACCAGACGAGCCAACAGCAGAGCUUCAUCAACAGGAACCCGUCAAAAAGAACCCAAUCCCAAAUACAGGAAAAGCAGCAGUCUAGACACUCCGGCAGCAGAGAAGGAGGUCUGUCUUCCAAAGCGCUACUCGAUAACAGAGGAAGGAGUGCGGAUCAUCCGCUGCGAAUCGCCAUCGACCACCACAUCGGACGAUUCAGACUGCUCUGAAUGUCGAAAAAGAAGAGAUUGGCAUGCGCAAGCGUUGGCCAUAGUGCGUACGAACUGUAACCUUCCAUCGUCGGUAGACCCUUCAAUGCCACCGCAUCGAAUGCUUGGACCAUCAGCAGUCUGUGCCUGUGCCACACCCGCGUUCGGCGAGGACAACGAUGAGCUCUUCCGCCCCCGAAGCAUAUUCUACGUUCACCAGCCGGGUGCGCAUGACUGUGCGGAUUGUACUCUGAGCGAUAACUCCGCAAUCGUGAAUGAAGAUAUGACGAGCAUACGAACCAGGCAAAUCUACGAGACGGCAUUUGAUUCCAAGAUCACUCGAUCGGACGACGACUUGGAUGAGGUAGAUCGAGUGACCAACCAGUCGGUAUUGCUGCAGUUGAGUAAGAGCAACAACAGCAGCACCAGCAAUAUGGUAUCCAGCCAAAAUAAAGAGAACCGGGACCGUAGCAAACGCGGUGAAACCAAGCGGUCCAAAAGUUCUUUGAAAGCGCCUUCAUCAACACAAAUCCAAACAACUGCGGAGAUAGAAAAUCACGCAGAUGCUAAUCUUUCCCAAGAUCUGGAGAAGCUUCAGAUCGAUAAACAACUAGACAAUAUAACCAAUGCGAAUUCAACGUCUUCCUCUCAACUUCCACUGCGCGGAUACACGCCUUCUCCCCCUUCAACUGCUCCACUUCCCAUGAAAUUCCCCGGAAAACAUGAGCGCUUCUUCAUCAACAGCAUCAAAAGUGCACCGAAUCUCCCUUCUUCCAAUGCAGCGCAGCACCCGCGGUUGAAAGACCUUCGUCUGGAUAUCCAGGCGAUACGAAACAGUGAAGUUCCUCCUUCCGGCAGUUGUGAUGGUAGCAUUAACGAUUCCUCCUACAAUAGUCCUAAGAACAGUGAAAGGCCUCGAUCAACGAUGUGUUUAGAGCCGGAAAGGGUUCUCGAGCUGAAGCGCAGCCAUCGGAGUCAUAAGCAACGGGGUAGGAACUUUUCCUCAACCGAAAGCAUGGCCACUUCCAGCAGUGGUGGCAGCAUGGAAUCUCUUAAAUCCAGCACGAGUGAGGGAAACCGCAGCACAUCCAGUUCAGAUUCACGCCACUCGUCGUCGCUUAGCUCACACAGCUCCGAUUCGGGGCCAUCAGUUGCCUUUCCGCUGCGAGCACCCGUUGUCGUACACAACAAGUUGAACAUUCUCAGUCCAAUUUCGGACAAAUCUUCGCAGGAACCGGGCUCGGAGACAUCGGACAUCAACAGGAACAAUUCGCAGAAGCAGUCUCCAGUUGAUGCGAUAACUACCGGGACAAUAUCCAAGAGGGACAAUGAGGAAAACGAGGCUGUGAAAUUGAUCGUGCCUAAGCCUAGGCGACCGGUACCGAACAAGGCUCUUCUGCUGAUCACAGGUCCAGAAAUUCAAGGAUCCGACAGUGGAAUAUCGCUCCACUCGCGAGAAGAUGUGAAAUCUCGCACGAAUUUUCUCAAUCUUGGUAUCCAGCGAGCAUCCCUGGGGUUGGAAAAGUCGGACCAGGGAAAAUCGGCACCAACCCAAGAUUUCAGCGAUCUUCCAUUCGAUAUGCCAAAGCUGAGGCGGCGACGAGCCCACAUGCAGCAGGAGCCCUGCACAUCCGGAAGCGUAACAUCGGUGGACGUCGGCGAUCUUCCUUUCGAUAUGCCAAAAUUGCGAAGGCGACUGCGACUGUCCCAAAAUCCGAAUCAAAUAGCCAUUCCCUCCACAUCCGGCAUUCUUCUGCAAACCAGCACGGAAUCCAGUGGCCUAUCGCAAGCUUCUUCCAGUCUAUCGAUGAGGGAUUCCGACAAUAAAGCAGCAAUCGCUGGAGGAUUCUACAAACAAAGUCUUACGCUAAACUUGGGUGAAUGCAAUGCUAAGUCUGUGAAGAAAUUCGGAACUCUUGACUUGGGUCUCAAUUUCAACACAGUCAGAGCAAACAUUGAAUUAAUCGACGCAACUAUUCCUCUGGAUCGACAAGGAUGGUACCACGGUUCUAUAAGCCGAAUAGAUGCGGAAAAAAUCUUACGACCCUUGGGAGAGGGCAGCUUUCUGGUACGCAACAGUGAGUCCACUCGGCAGGAUUAUUCGCUCACUCUGAAGAGCGCAAAAGGAUUCAUGCACAUGCGAAUACAGCGCGACCACGAAACGGGCCAAUUCAUCCUGGGCCAGUUUAGCCGGCCCUUCCCGACAAUACCGGACAUGAUUCGGCACUUUUGUCUGAACCGGCUGCCAGUUCGGGGCGCUGAGCACAUGUGCCUCCUGGAGCCGGUCAUUGCACAGAUCUUGUAAGUUGCUGUCCGCAACAACAAUCCGAUGUCAUCCGAGUGCAUCAUCGUUUGAACGUAGAGAUGUUUAGCCAAACAUACACACUGAUCACAAACAAGUAGAAACAGAGUAGAAUUACUAGCGUUUGAAAUCCUAUUCGCUGGGAUGGGCGGCUUGUGUUUCAGAUGAAUGCAUUUGAAUACCAACGAGCCUCAUCCCGCUAUACACUACAACAGUUAAUUCUUUUCUAUUAGUACUGAUGUGGAAUGGCGGAGAGCGUUGUUCGAAUGUGGCGAAGAAGAUCUGAUAGAAGAACGAAUAUUGGGAUCGAUUUGAGUUCCUUACUGUCCAGAAACGUUCAAUUUCGUUUCUAGUUUGUACUAUUUUGCAUUGCGACAAUAAUUGUUUCUUUAUCCACGAAGAAAACUUUGUACAGAAAGCGAGGGGAAAAUAUUUGGCGGAUCGCAACUGGGAAUGCGAUCGAAGAAGCUUCAAUGUUUAGCGUAACGUCAGGCCGAAUAACAGAUCGUAAUUUUGUGAUAAUACCGAAUAUGUUGAACAUUUACUCUGUAUCCACUACGAUCCUAAGUUUAUAAACCUAUAAUGUGAGUCGCGCAAUGGUUUCACGAGUUGGACAUUAUGUUACCGAAUGAAAAUAAAGCUGAUAUGAAAAAGUUUCGUAGAGAAUUGCCAAAAAUGGUCUGUGAAAUGGGAGUCUGCAAUUCAAUAUUUUAAUUAGGAAAAACUCAGUGCAAUAUUAUUAGAACUUUACUACAGAAAAAGAAAUAUGACGGUGCAUUAGCAUUUUGAGCGGCAAUACAUAGAGACAGUAGAAAUUCAGUUAUUUUGAUGCAGAUACAAACACCAACCAUUUGUUUUUGAUAUAACGCACUUUUUAAUUUUUGCAUUACCAGAACAGAAUUUAACAGAAGCCAAACGCAUUUUCAGCACUUUAGAAUACACUUUAACGAUAAUAUUGUGGAAGCUAAUGUAAACUUGUAUUUAUCCAACUGAUGAACAACUUGGAACGCAUUUCGACAGCUGUAUAGAAUGUAGAAUAGUAGUUUGAUUACCUCGACUCGCGUCCGAUACUAUAAAGGAAGAAAAUCUGUUUUCCGAGCGAGUCGAUGCUAUUAAAUUUGAAAAACAAGAAGGUACACAAAACACACAUAUUGAAGCAGAUCACGUAGUGAUUGAAAAAUAAACAUUAUUGAAAUUGAAAAUAUAUUGAAAAACAUUUAGAAA